GAUGUGUGGUGGAACAAUAGAAAUUUUACCUUGCUCAAAAGUUGGCCAUGUCUUUCGUGAUAGAAUGCCUUACAAAACUGCCAUGCACUCAACGGACAAGAAUAUAAAGCGUUUUGUAGAGGUCUGGCUAGACGAAUUUAAGCCAUUUGUAUAUACCAUGAAGCAUCCUUCAUUUGCGAAACUGGAUGCUGGCGAUUUAUCAGAAAGACAAAAAUUGAGAAAAAGAUUACAAUGCAAGACUUUCUCUUGGUAUCUUGAAAUGCUCAUGCCAGAAAUGCAAAUUCCUGAUCUGAAUCCAUUGGGAAGAGGAGAGGUGAUAAACGCCUACAGCGGAAUGUGCAUUGACACAUUCGGAAACAAAAAUGCUGGACAUCAACUUGGCAUGUAUCCAUGUCAUGGACUGGGAGGCAAUCAGUUCUUUAUUUACACAAAAGAAAUGGAAAUUUGGAAAAACGGUCAUUGCAUGGGUGUUUCAGCGGUUGGAAGGGGAGUUGACGUUAAAAUGCAGCAUUGUAAAACAAUUCAUGGACACAUAAAGUGGGAGCAUACCAGGGAUGAGUUUAUUAGAUUAUCUGGUCACAACCUUUGCUUGCAACAGUUUGGAAAGAAGCUGAUUUUAGAACUAUGUACGAAGAAUAUUCAACAAAGUUGGAGAUUUUACUCCUAUCCAUACUUUGAAAACACACAAAGUCAACAUUGAUCAUGACAAGUACACCUGAUGUAACUAUGUUUACAUCAUAACAGAUUAAGAAAGUUGCAUAGAACGUUGCAGCUGAGAAAAUCUUAAUGCAGGAACUAAAGCUAGUCUAGAUUGUUUUCGUAGAAAAUGUACGUUGAUAAAACUUCGUGCCAAUGAAUUCUUUUAAUUGAAUUUUGAUGGAAGUAAUAGACGGCAAUAUAAACUUAUACUGAAAGAUGUAUUA
This is a messenger RNA of Xenia sp. Carnegie-2017, 923 nucleotides long. RefSeq names its product polypeptide N-acetylgalactosaminyltransferase 13-like. NCBI's taxonomy places the organism in Eukaryota, Metazoa, Cnidaria, Anthozoa, Malacalcyonacea, Xeniidae. The transcript is spliced from 4 exons. The record is from RefSeq and is a predicted model, not a curated record. Gene Ontology annotation, cellular component: Golgi apparatus. The coding region runs from base 2 to 700 and encodes 232 amino acids.